This is a messenger RNA of Peronospora belbahrii, 1494 nucleotides long. The record is from the annotation of a GenBank genome assembly. NCBI's taxonomy places the organism in Eukaryota, Oomycota, Peronosporomycetes, Peronosporales, Peronosporaceae.
AUGGAAAAGAAUGACACCCAAGCGUCUAAGGCUCAGACAACGGAGUCAGUUGUAGAGACUAUUGCAGUAAACAACAAUAGUAAAGCUCUGUCUAAACGUCAGUUAAAAAAACUACGUCGCAUAGAGAGAGAUCCAAUCGAGCACCAAGCCAAGAAACGAAAAUCCAAGCGAGACGUUAAAAGCGCUAACCGUUUCCAGACCGAAGCGCCCAAAUAUUCAUUUAUCAAUGGUUAUCGGAUGGUAGAGCCAUACGUGUACGAAUUCCGUACGUACGCAAAAGCGAGAUGGUUUCAUCGGAAACUCUUGGAGAUAUUCACUAAGGAAUUUGGUGCUCAUUCACCCGACUAUUAUAAAUAUGCUAUCGCAUCAGGACGGAUCUCGGUGAACCAUGAGAUUGUACCACCCGAUACUAUCAUUGAGAAUGGAGACUUGAUCAUUCAUGUGGCUCAUCGUCACGAGCCGCCAGUGUCUGGAGACGAGGUGUCAGUGGUGUAUGAAGACCACGAUCUAAUUGUCGUGUCGAAACCACCUUCCAUGCCUACCCACCCGUGUGGGGCGUAUCGCCACAACUCAUUACACUCAAUUCUUCAAGCAACCCGACCGAGUCUUCCACAGCUACACAUCGUUCAUCGACUCGAUCGACUUACUUCUGGUGUUGUGCUUUUAGCAAAAAAUGCAACCAAGGCAAAGGCUUUGUCCAUGAUCAUCGCUGAUCGCCAGGCUUCCAAGACGUAUCUUGCGCGUGUGCGUGGGAAAUUUCCUGCUAUUCUCGAUGCAGCAGCCGAAAAGAUGCUUGUGAGCGAAGCAAAAGCAAAUUGUCCGGCUAGCGUGAUUACGUUUCCAGACGAGGGUGCAAUUCUCAUUAGCUGCCCACUUCGCUGUCUCUCUACUCGUGAUGGUGUGUGGGAGUGCCACGAGGAGGUCACGGGAAGGACGCACCAGAUCCGUUUGCACUUGCAGCUCAUUGGGUUUCCCAUUGCUAACGACCCGUGCUAUGGUGGAGAGUUACAUUUUGGUGAAAGCGCAGAACGUGUUAAGGAGAUUGCAGCUGCCAAGCGCAGCAAAGCUGAUUGUCCGCCCAAGGACCCUGUGGAUUUUACGACACCCAGAAAGGAGAACGAAAGCGAAGAAGAGUUUAUGAAACGGACUUGCACAUGGUGCUACGUUGGUGAAGCUGAAGCUUUCAAUGAAACACAACUGCAUUGUUCGAAGAUCUGGCUACAUGCCCUAGAGUACAAGCUUGAUGACCAAGCGUUUAAAGUCCCUGAACCGAGUUGGGCAGCCCUUUCAUAUAUAGGAAGUGCAUCACAAAUUCACCAUCACGAAGCCGACCACUUUUUGCAUCAUUUUGAUCACGUCUGUCUUGUGCAAGUGGCAUCCUCAAGCGCGAAAAUUGCUUUAGCACGCAGUCUGAUAGCAGUUGCAAUGUCUGGUUGUCGCACAGUGCAGGAAGCAGUGAUGCUCCAAAUGAUUGAAGCCUCGAUGACAAUGUGA